Molecule: messenger RNA, 2613 nt
Organism: Sparassis crispa
Lineage: Eukaryota; Fungi; Basidiomycota; Agaricomycetes; Polyporales; Sparassidaceae
Exons: 14
Coding region: 1-2613 (870 amino acids)
Biological process (GO): polyphosphate metabolic process; phosphate ion transport; monoatomic anion transmembrane transport
Cellular component (GO): membrane
Molecular function (GO): phosphate transmembrane transporter activity
Source: RefSeq, a predicted model, not a curated record
AUGAAAUUCAGUUCUUCCCUGAAGUUCAACGCAGUUGCAGAGUGGUGGGACGAAUACAUCGCGUACGACACACUCAAGAAGUAUGUUUACCAACUCGAGAAACAGCAGGCCGGAAUCCAUGACUCGUAUCACGACCUCGAGGCGAAUGAGGAGACUUCGCUGAUAGGCGCCUCAUCGUCCUUGUCUACCGAUGCGGUUUUUACUCCUCUGCUUGAUAUGGAACUCAAGAAAAUCUGUUCAUUUUACGAGACGCAGGAGAAAGAGCUCAUGACCGAAGUCGCGGCAUUGGAACGCCUUGUCCAACAACAGGAGGAGGUUGGCCCGGACGCCGGACAUCAAUACAUGAAUGGCUCAUUAGACGAGGAUGACGAGGAUGAAGAUGACGACGACUUCGAUCCCAACAGUCCGAUGAUCAGCAGGGAGCGCACACUCUCACCUGCUCGCCGUCGUCGCCACGCAAGAUCUGUGAGUUCCGGCAUAGGGAGCAAUGCUAAACCUGAUGCAACUGUGACUCGGAGGUAUAGCAUAUCAUCGAGUGAUGACCACGCGGAACUGGAAGCGAGCAUUGCUUCACUCCGGUCCACCGCGAACGAGCAAGCUGGUGGUCCCUCAGUAUCCAGGUCACCGAUAAACACGGCGACACGUAGCCUCGCGAACAAGUUCAACCGCUUACGAGACGCGGUGUCAUCGUCGGACACAGUUUGGACAGCGAAGAACAAUUAUGCGCGGGACAUCCAGCUGCUGUUCAAGCGGCGGAUCACAAAUCUCUACGUCUCGAUAACAUCGCUGAAGUCUUACGUUGAGCUCAACUACUCGGGAUUUCGCAAGAUUUUGAAGAAGUACGAUAAGGUCACAGAGAGCCAUUUACAGGACCAUUACUUGCAUGACGUUGUCGAACAAGCGUCCCCGUUUACACAGGGCUCCAAGGACCGGCUAAACGCUACCAUUAAUCGGUUACUAGAUCUCUACGCCAAGUGCGUCACGCGAGGUGAUCAUUUUACUGCUCAGAGACAGUUGAAGUUGCAUCAGCGGGAGCACAUCGCCUGGGAGCGCGACACUGUGUGGCGCCAAAUGAUUGGGCAGGCGCGGAGAGGCGAGCCAGACGGUGGGACGACUGCACUUGGUGGUGGUAGUCUUCUACUCGAACCUGAGCAAGGUUUACUCGACCUGAAGACACCGGCUGGCCGUUUGAAACUCACGGCAAAACAGCUUUACCUUGUUGUCUCCAUCGUCGUUUUCGUCGUCCUGCUCAAUGUGGAAACUGUGGAGGGUGUAGAAGCGAGUAGAUGUCUUGCUGUCCUGGUCUUCGCCACUAUCUUGUGGGCUACGGAGGCUAUCCCACUCUUCGUUACCUCAAUACUUGUUCCCUUGCUGUUGGUCUGUCUACGUACUCUCCGCUCUGCGAAUGGGGAAGAGCGCUUAACCACACCCGAAGCCACUAAGUACAUCUUCUCGGUGAUGUUUUCACCAACAAUCAUGUUGCUCAUAGGAGGCUUCACUAUUGCCUCGGCAUUGAGCAAGACUGCGAUUGAUCGUGUGUUAAUCACGAAGGUGCUCAGUUUUGCCGGUACGCGACCGAGUGUAGUACUUCUUGCUUUCAUGUUCGUGGCGUGCUUUGCGAGCAUGUGGAUUAGCAACGUCGCUGCGCCGACCUUGUGCUUCUCCCUUAUUCAGCCAAUACUCAGAACCCUACCACCGAAGUCGUCGUUUGCACCGUGUUUGAUAUUGGCUAUCGCCCUUGCAGCCAAUAUUGGUGGCCAGAGUUCCCCAAUUUCAUCGCCUCAGAACUUAAUCGCGCUCGCAGAGAUGGACCCCCAAUUAGAUUGGGGAAAGUGGUUUAUUGUUGCCCUGCCUGUCUCCGCCAUCUCGAUCCUCCUGAUAUGGGCCUUGCUCCUUGUGAGCUACCGACCGGCACGUUCGCCCGACGGCGAGGGCGAAAUCGAAAUCCGGGCGAUACGUGGUACGAAGGAGAAAUUUACGACAAAGCAAUAUUGGGUCUGCAUCAUCUGUGUGAUCACCAUUGGUUUGUGGAUCUUCGAGCACUACCUGGAACCUAUAGUGGGCGAUAUGGGCAUCAUUGCCAUAAUUCCCAUUGUCGCCUUUUUUUCCACUGGUGUCCUCAAGAAGGAAGACUUUGAGAGUUUCCUCUGGACGGUUGUCUUCUUGGCCAUGGGUGGCAUCGCGCUUGGCAAGGGUGUUACGAACAGCGGUUUGCUCCAGAUAAUGGACGAUGGCAUUCGUAGGCUCAUCGACGGUCUCCCCUUCUACACCGUCGUUCUUGUCUUGUCAUGCAUCGUCCUGGUCGUGUCCACCUUCAUCAGUCACACAAUCGCGAGCGUCCUACUUGUGCCCAUCGCGAAGGAAGUAGGGAGCAACAUGCCAGGCAAUAGGCAAAAUCUGCUGAUUUUCCUCACUGGUCUUAUUUGUUCAACGGGGAUGGGAAUGCCCGUGUCUGGCUUCCCAAACCAAACUGCCGCAAACCAGGAGGACGAUAUGGGUCAAUUGUACUUGACAAACGUCGAUUUCUUGAAAAAUGGUGUUCCCGCUAGCAUUAUUUCUAUGCUGGUCGUGGCGACUGUUGGCUUCCUGCUCAUGGAGGCUAUUGGACUUUGA